AGUUGUGCGACAGAAACGUAUUGAUUACAACAGCGGCCUGUUCGUAGGUUUGAGCGCUGUAAUUUUUGUCUUUUCGGUGGAGGGUUUUGUAUCUACAAAUCGUCCCCAUCAUGAAACUUGUCAGGUUUUUGAUGAAACUCAGCCAUGAGACGGUCACCAUUGAACUGAAGAAUGGCACUCAGGUCCAUGGCACCAUUACAGGUGUGGAUGUAAGCAUGAAUACCCACUUGAAGGCAGUGAAAAUGACUCUGAAAAAUCGGGAGCCCACCCAGCUGGAGUCUCUCAGCAUUCGUGGCAACAACAUCCGCUACUUCAUUUUGCCCGACAGCCUGCCGCUGGAUACCCUGUUGGUCGACAUUGAGCCAAAGAUCAAGUCCAAGAAGAGGGAAGCGGUGGCUGGUCGUGGGCGAGGCAGAGGGCGAGGACGUGGCAGAGGCAGGGGCAGAGGCAGGGGUGGCCCCAGGAGAUGAUCACCAUCAGCGGUUCAGUUCUUUGUCAACACCCAGUUUUUCUUGUACAUGAUUUUUUUUCU
This is a messenger RNA of Lampris incognitus (smalleye Pacific opah), 532 nucleotides long. It is a transcript of the gene snrpd1, whose product is annotated as small nuclear ribonucleoprotein D1 polypeptide. The transcript is spliced from 4 exons. Gene Ontology annotation, biological process: spliceosomal snRNP assembly; RNA processing. The record is from RefSeq and is a predicted model, not a curated record. Bases 111 to 470 code for a protein of 119 amino acids. Gene Ontology annotation, cellular component: SMN-Sm protein complex; pICln-Sm protein complex; U2 snRNP. Gene Ontology annotation, molecular function: RNA binding. Lineage: Eukaryota; Metazoa; Chordata; Actinopteri; Lampriformes; Lampridae.